AAAUUAAAUUAUCAAUUGCAAUGGUUAAAAUUUUGGCAUUUCCAUGGACACGCGGUCGGGCUGUUGCAUGUGCAAUUCGCCACGAAGCGGCAAAUAAUUGUAAACAAAAGAACAUCUCUGUUUAUGUUAUGUUAUGGAUACUGAAACACAUAGUAAACGAAGCAAUUUUGUUUGACGAUAAAAUAUGAGCCGGACUAGCAAAAUGUCUACGAUGUGUCGAACCUGCGGCCAGGAGUCUCAGUAUUCAAAAACGCUAUUUGACAAGGACGGCACUGACAUUCUGUUUGACGUGCUGAAACUGACUGGGAUUUUGUUAACUAACAACCCGGGCGCACCCACUCGUAUCUGUAUGUCCUGCCAGCUGGAUCUUAAGGCAGCCAUUGCUUUUCGGCAGCUCUGCAUAAGGACGAACAAAGUAUGGUUCCAGGAACUUGACACUGCGGACAAGGCGACAGAGUUGGAGGGUAGUAAGGAAAAGGACGACAUUAAUUAUAAUACAACAAAAAAGACUGAGGUCUUGGAUCCCUUAUUGAACGAAGAAACUAUCAAGGUGGAGAACCAAUCCCUUCAAUUAGAAGCUGAGUUAAGGGAUUCUAGCAAUCAGCAACUCGAUGGCGUUACAGAGUUAUCUACUAAAAAACCCAAAAAGAGAGGCAGACCAACCAAAGGACAAAGUGAAUCCGUGGUUAUACGGCUGCCCGAAAAGAAAUCGCAAAAAGAAGCGACUAGGAGGAAAUGGGCAAGGGCGAAAAGGAUUCAUGCAAAGGAGCAGGGCCUUUACAUUUGUAGCAACUUUAAUGUUCACCUCACGCGUCAUACAGGCUUGAAGCAGCUCGAAUGCGAGGAGUGCGGUCGCAAGGAAUUCACACUUCACCUUCUUAAACUGCACGUUCGGAUCAAACACCGUGGAGAACUGCCUUAUACAUGCAAAUACUGUGGCCAGCGGUUUGACAACUGCAUCAAGAGAUUGCGACACGAACGUGGACACAAGGAAAGCACCGUCCAUCGGCCGUGCGCCAUUUGUAAGAAGGCCUUUAAGGACAAGAUCGCCCUAAGGUUCCACGCCGUGGUGCACACCGGUGAACAAGCAUUUCACUGUGAGCUCUAAUUAAUUAAUCGGAAGAGCAGCUUGCGAACUCAUUUUCGCUCGAAGCGGCACAUAAAAAGGGCAGAGGAACAGGAAUGUGAACAGGAGCAGAAAAAAGCAUGCGAUCAGGACGAUGCAAUGUAAUCGGAUGAGUAAACCAUUUAAAUAAUUUUAUUUUCUAAUUCGCGUUUUAAAUUCAUGAAUUCGAUCUCGCAUAAACACAAGAAGUGCCUGCCGUC
Molecule: messenger RNA, 1326 nt
Organism: Drosophila serrata
Lineage: Eukaryota; Metazoa; Arthropoda; Insecta; Diptera; Drosophilidae
Source: RefSeq, a predicted model, not a curated record